CAUUCUACCAAUCUUUCAGUGCCCUUCCCCCGCAAUAGUGCCGAGAGCCGUGAGACAGCUGGGAAAGCGGCGGCUCGCAGGUGGCAGUGGGGUUGGUUGGUGGAAUUUGGGCAUGAACAUCAGCUCGUGCCGGCUCCUGGUAGACAGGGUAUUCCUCGUAUGUCGAAGAAACAAUUAUCUUCGUAUAGUGUUUACCCCUUCCUCGAGUCUUUCAGUGCCUUCAAUUAGGAUUUGAUUAAUCGAUCUACGUGAUCUGUUCGUCUAGACGUCUCAAACCACGCAGAGCCGUCGCUUCAGGCACUUUUACUUUCAAAAUGACCGUCACACCAGACUCAGGCCAUCUGGACCGGGUUGGCUACCUCUUUGGCCAUCCCAUUGCCCAUUCCAUGUCUCCCUUGCUUCAUCAGACGGUAUACGAGGGGCUGGGGCUUAAAUGGGCGCAGCUUCCUCUUGACUCGACAGACAUGGAUCAUUUCCUGAAAUUGAUUCAGGAUCCAAAAUUCUACGGAGCAUCGGUGACUAUGCCACACAAAGUCGCCAUCCUCAAGCACCUCGACUCCCUUACCGAUGAGGGACGCGACGUAGGCGCAUGCAACACCAUAUUCACGCGACUCGAUCCCACCACGAACAAGCGUCAGUACAUCGGUACCAACACAGACGUGGUCGGAAUCCGCGAUGCUUUCUACGAGAACAUUUCAGACGCCGAAGCCUGCUUUCAUGGCAGACCAGCAUUAGUUGUAGGUGGAGGCGGCGCAGCAAGAAGCGCAGUCUACGCCCUGACGAAGUGGAUGAAGGCGACGAAGAUUUACCUCGUGAACCGGGACCGGUCAGAAGUAGAUGCCGUCAUCAAGGAGUGCACAGAGCGUGGGUUUGGCGGCGAGCUCAUCGACAUUGCUACUGUUGCUCAAGCGGAGCAGCUCGAGGGUCCUGGUGCCGUGGUUUCGUGCGUACCGAAUUUCCCCCCUCGAACGAAGGCAGAGAAGGAUGCCAGGGGUGUCCUAGAAUGUCUACUGGCGAAACCACAUAAGGGUGCUGUGUUGGAAAUGUGCUACCACCCAUCUUCAUGGACAGAGAUUGCCGAGCUUUCCAAGACAGCUGGCUGGAAAGUGAUACUAGGCACCGAGGCGAUGAUUUGGCAGGGGUUAGAACAGGAUAAAUUCUGGACCGGGAAGAAUGCACACGAUCUUCCAGUGAAGAAGGUCCACGAAGUCAUUGCGUCGAAGCUGAACGAAUCGAGGAUCUAGCCGUGGGCAGUGACAGCUGCUCAACCUUUAGCCGAUAUGUCAGUCACACGGGCGUCCUUGCUCGGGAAAGACGGAAGAGGAAAGAGGCUAGUGAAAGGACCGCAAAAGCCAUGGUAUGGGCCCAGCUUUGUCCGAAUCAAGGAAUGUACGGCUGUGUAGACUUCAAUCAUGAAUAUGAUCCUUUUUUCGACUUGGAUUGAAGCGUACAUCUGAUUGAGUAUCAAUGCGAUCUUGCAUGCGUUCUUCCCAUACAUUCAAGCGCCGGGUCGAGAGUAAUCUAGAUUGCGCACUCUCCGCCAC
Mytilinidion resinicola is the source of this 1544-nucleotide messenger RNA. RefSeq lists its product as uncharacterized. The transcript has 4 exons. The record is from RefSeq and is a predicted model, not a curated record. Bases 315 to 1244 code for a protein of 309 amino acids. Gene Ontology annotation, molecular function: shikimate 3-dehydrogenase (NADP+) activity. Lineage: Eukaryota; Fungi; Ascomycota; Dothideomycetes; Mytilinidiales; Mytilinidiaceae. Gene Ontology annotation, biological process: chorismate biosynthetic process; shikimate metabolic process.